UCUCUCUGUCUGAAAACGACUUUCCUCUGUUCCCCCAAUUCUUCUUCUUCUUCUGCUUCUUUCUCUCUCAUCCUCUCACAGUCUCCAUUUUCGAGGCUUACAUUGAUUCACGAGAGACGAUAAUUCAUUUACCUCUCUCGAUCGGUUCAUUGCGUAAAGCUCAUUCUGUUCUGUUCCUGGUUUCAGAAUCUGUCUCUAUAUCCAGAAUUAGGCUCUGUUCUGUUUUUAUCUCUCUCUAAUAAAGUUUUAUCCUUUCUUCUCUAAAACGACAAUUAAUAGUGUUUCAAAAAGUUUCCGAAGUCCACUCUCUCUCUUGUCGGAUUCUGGGUUUCGUCUCUAUCUCUCUUUCUGAUGAUUCAUCAGAUCGGAAAUUUCAUCUCCGUUUGAAAAAUUCCAUUUUUCUCUCAAUUUCUUCACCGGAGAUCCAAUCGCCGGAAAAAUGGGAGGAUUGCUGCAUCUCUUCGAUUUCCAUAACAACAGUUUCUCCCGGAAAGUUUUCUCCCAUCACAAAAGCCGCGAUGAAGAUCUGGAAGCUCCUAGGAAUAGCUUCGAGCUUCAAGUCGACAAUUUUCACACAUACCAUAACGAGAAAGAUAAACCGCAGAGUUAUGGAUUUGAAGAAGAGGAAUGGUACGAGAGAAGCUGUUACCCAAUUGAGGAAUCAAUGAAGAAGAAGAUCAUCGAGGAGCUCUCAAAACGUUCCAACGAUAAACAAAAUUCGCCGAGUCUUGUAGCUAAGCUGAUGGGAAUGGAUGCAAUUCCUUUUGAGUCAACUAAAUCAACGGCUUGGAUCAAUCCUCGCCAGACUACUAAAGCGGAUCAAUCAGGUGGAAAAAGAAACAAAAAGGGGAGGUUAUCAUCAUCAUCAUCAUCAGUGAAUGUAAUGGAGACAGAGGAGAUUAAUCCACCAAUGCGUCGAGAACAUCCACAAGAAGAGGAGCUUCAAAGAUUCAGAAGAGAGUUUGAAGCUUGGCAAGCUGAUAAAAGGUUUAAAGAUUGUUCAAGAAUCGUUGAUUCAGGCUGCGUGGUGGCUCGUGAAGACAAGGAGAGGCUUUUCACAAGAACUAGGAGCUUUGGUCGAGAUUUUAACUUGAAGUCAGACAAGAAAGCUCCUACAAGGAUUGUGGUUUUAAAACCUGGUAUUCAGAGAGUAUAUGAUUACGAAGAUUCGUUAACUACUUCUUCAGGGACGACCAUUGAAGGAAGCAGAGGAAGCAGCAUUGAAGAGUUUCUUGAGGAAGUCAAGGAGAGGUUGAAAGGUGAGCUUCAAGGAAGAGCUCUCAAGAGAAGUUCGUCAGUGAGAGGAAGCGGAAUCGAGACUCCUUUCAGCGAAAGACCAUUUCCGAGGUCUGAAUCGAUGAGAUCAUAUGCAGCGAGCGAGGUUCAGUGCAAUGCACCAGACUCUCCUCAAGAGUUUAUAAGUAGAGAUACAAGAAAGCUUUUGGCAGAGAGACUUAGGAAUGUUUUGAGAAAAGAGAUGAGUCCUUCAGAUGAUUCUGCGAUCAAAUGUAGCCGUUUGCGACCUACUGUAUCGGAUGCAGAGAGCUUGCGGAAACAAACUGAGGAAAUCAAUGAAGAAGACUCGAGGGAAAACAGAAACAUUCCUAAGAAAGAUUCUUCAUCACCAAGAAAUCUCAAAAGAUCACUAUCUGCUCCUGUCUCAGGGACAUCAUUUGGUAAGCUUCUGUUAGAGGAUCGACAUGUUUUGACAGGCGCGCAGAUCAUGAGAAAGCACGAGGCUGUAAUAACAGAGCGAGAUGAAACAGAAGCAGAAACAGAACCAGCUGUUGUUGUUGAUCCAAUCAGGAGGAAAGAAAGAUUUAAUCUCAGGAAAAAAGUUUCCAGCUUUAGAUCAACUCUUAGAGGAAGAAUCUUUGGUAAGAAGAUACGUUCAAUGAUCGAAUCAAACAGUUUUGAGGAUGAAUCAAUCAAAGAUUUUGUGACGGGUUCAAGGUUUAACAGCUUUUACGAUCGAAAUGAGAAUUCAACAGAAGUGCCUCCAAGUCCUGCAUCAGUCUGCAGCAGUACACCAGAAGAGUUCUGGAGAAAUGUUGAUUAUCUCAGCCAGAUUUCGACACCGGAUGUGACUGUCUCGGAUGAGAACGGUAUGCCUCAAGUCUUCAGAGACAUCAGUUCCAAUCUAAGUGAACUAAGAAGGCAGAUAAAUGAGCUUGACUCCGACAUACAAGUGCCAACGCCUUUGGAAGAAGAAGAGGCGGCUCGAGAGAUUGAGAACAUUGUUGAUUUAGGAAAUCCAGAUAAAGUAUUUGUUAGAGAUCUUCUUGUGGCUUCUGGUUUGUAUGAAGGAACAACAGAUAGAUCAUUGUCUAGAUUCGAUCCAUUUGCAAAGCUUAUAAACAAGUCUGUUCUUGAAGAAAUAAAAGAGAAUUUCAAGGAGAGAAGCAAUCAGAAUCAAGGAGAAUAUGAUAGCAAAGAGAGUAGUAGAAGUGAAGACAAUCAUAACAUACUGUUUGAUCUUUUGAACGAAGUACUUACGGUGGUGCUUGGACCAUUGACAAAGUCAGCUUUCAAGAAGAGAUUUAUGAGCUCGUGUGUAUCUGAAUCAACGUCUAUACGAGGUAAAUAUCUGUUGGAAUCAACUUGGAGGAUCAUGUCGGAGUAUUUAUAUUCUCAGCCUGAGAAACCCUUUUGUUCAUUGGAUGGGAUCAUUGGUUGGGACUUUGAGAGGUCCCCAUGGAGUGGUUUGAUAGGUGAAGAAGUUAUUGUGUUAGGGAGAGAAGUUGAAGGUAUGAUCAUGGCGGAUCUUGUUGAGGAAGUUGUUAAGGAUCUAAGAACACAAAUGGUUUAAAGAUCAGAGUUAAGAUAUUAAGCAGAGCUGAUUGGUUUGGAUUGGUUAAUGUGAUUGGUUUUUUGGUGUGUUUCUGUAAAUAGGGUUUUUCAAUGGGGUGUUUUUUUUUUAAGAGGCGAGUUUCCACGGUGCCUGUAAAUGUUUACUUGCAGUACAGGGAAGCUAAAUUCUUCUCAUUGCUACAUAAUUUCUAUUUUAC
Messenger RNA from Eutrema salsugineum, 3008 nucleotides. RefSeq lists its product as uncharacterized. Lineage: Eukaryota; Viridiplantae; Streptophyta; Magnoliopsida; Brassicales; Brassicaceae. The record is from RefSeq and is a predicted model, not a curated record. The transcript is spliced from 5 exons. Bases 440 to 2809 code for a protein of 789 amino acids.